Messenger RNA from Oncorhynchus tshawytscha (Chinook salmon), 3863 nucleotides. Its product is annotated as leucine zipper putative tumor suppressor 3-like. Gene Ontology annotation, cellular component: dendritic spine. The record is from RefSeq and is a predicted model, not a curated record. Lineage: Eukaryota; Metazoa; Chordata; Actinopteri; Salmoniformes; Salmonidae. The coding region runs from base 118 to 2319 and encodes 733 amino acids. The transcript is spliced from 6 exons. Gene Ontology annotation, biological process: regulation of dendritic spine morphogenesis.
AGGGUUGCGAUAGAGAGGGAAAGAGAGAGGGUGGAGAGAGAGACACAGGGAGGUUUUGUGAGUCUGGAUAUAUGCAGUAACUUGGUGGGACUGGGGGGGAAUGACAGUGGUACUGGGAUGACUCCCCACCAACACAGAGAAACUGGAGAGAACAAAACCGACAAUCACAACAACCCUCCAACCCACAACCCACCCAAAAUCCUGCCUGUCUCUGGCAAACUAGAGCAGAACAACUCGGGGCUGGUUCGUCCCUCUGCCUUCAAACCAGUGGUUCCCAAGAGCUUUCAUUCCAUGCAGAACCUCUUUGGCCCAACCAGUGGGGGUGGAUGUGAGGGUAGAGGUGCGGGGGGGCAGAGAGAAGGAGGAGCAGGGGGAGGAGAACUAGUGGCAGUUCCAGAGGCCCUCCUCCUAGACCAGGACAGCCCAGGGAUGGGCAGAUGCCUGGCAGAGGGAGCAGGAGGGGGUAAGAGUAACAGAGGGGUCCAUGGAGGGAUGUCAGCUUCGGGGAGGAACUCUCUAACUAGCCUGCCCACAUAUGCAGGCUCUGGUUUGUGCUAUGGGCCUCAAGAGGCCCUGGGGUCUCUCAGUGCUUCUACCAGCAAUAUCAACAGACUAGGGACCACAGCUGGAGCUGCAGUGGCUCUGGAAAAGCUGGAGCAACCAGGCUACCAGCAGCUGAACCACCUGGGGGACACCCCAGCACCCCAACGUCCCACUCCUUCCUCUGAUGAUGUCAUCCAAGACCUGGAGAACCGGCUCUGGGAGAAGGAGCAAGAGGUGCAACACAUGUGUCGUAACUUGGAGCAGAGCGAGGCCGCCAUCGUCCAGGUGUUUGAGGAGAAGCAGCGUGUGUGUGAGAGACAGAUGGAUGAGCUGGGGCAGAACUACGCCUCCCGUCUGCAGCAGGUGACCACACAUUCCACAGCAGCGGUAACCAAUAACAGUCUACCAAAUGUUGAUACUCUCUUCCUCUGUGUGCAGGUGACCCGUCGCGCCCAGCGCUCCCAGAAUGCCCUGCAGGCCCAGAUCACCCGUCUGUCGCAGGACAAGCGACGUCUGCAGGAGGAGAUGGCUGCCCUGCUGGCCCAAAGAGAGGAUCUGGAGAGGAAGUGUCUGCACUUCAGGAUGGAACAGACUGACAUACUGCCACGCCUGGAUGAGACCAAGUGGGAGGUGUGUCAGAAGGCAGGGGAGAUCUCCCUGCUGAAGCAGCAACUAAGGGAGAGCCAGGUGGAGCUGACCCAGCGGGCGGGGGAGAUGGUGGCCCUCAGGGGCCAGCUGAAGGAGGCCAAUUCCCAGCUUAGGGACCGGGAGGAGGCCAUGCUGGGCCUCAAGAACUCAUAUAGCUCCAAGAGCCUGGAGCUGGAAAGCUGCCAGGGAGAGCUGAGGAGGACGCUGACCGAGGUGUCUAUCCUGAGGGAGAAGCUGGGUGUGUUUGAGGCUGAGGUGCUGGGUCUUCAACAAGCUCUGUGGGAGAUGGGCGGAGGGGUUGAUCCUGCCAUAACCAAAACCCUAGGAGCUGUGGGGCUACUCCCACCCUGGGGGGCACUCUACUGCCCCCGAACUCCCCCAGAGCCCUCGUCCACCCCUCUCACCCCCACCUCAGAUGCCCUGCUCAGCCUCCAGAGUGACGAGGCAAAAGCCCAGAGGCAAGAGGUGCAGAGAAAAGAGAGGCAGCAGCGUGAAAAGGCCCAGUGGCAUGACAUGCAACAGCGCCAGGAGGCCCACCAGCACCUGAAAGCCCAUCUAUAUCAGGAGGCUCAUCUCUACCAGGAAGCCCAACUGCGCAAGGAAGCUCAACUUCAUCAGGGGGCCCACUUGUGUCAGGGGACCCACUUCCACCAGGAGGCCCAGCAUAAGUGCCAAGAGACCCAGGUGGAAUCAGGGAACCUGCGUGAGCAGCUGGAUCAGCUCCAGGGGACCUUACGUCUAGAACGUCAACAGAGAGAGCGCCAGGCCCUUAGUUUCGACCAGGAACGAGACAGCUGGAUUGACGAGAAGGAGCAUGUGCUGAAAUACCAGGCACAGCUUCAGGUCAGCUAUGUGGAGACUCUACAGAAGAACCAGGCUCUGGAGCAACAGGUGGGACAGCUGGGGUCCAAACCCACCCCCACCCCCCCAUCCUCCAGCUCCCCUCCCCCACCACCGGCCCUGUCAACCUUCCCUCCCAUGCCCUCAGUCCCUCUCCCUGCUCCCCUUGCCCAAACCCUCUCCCCACCGCCUUGUGAGGACGUGAAAGUUUCCCCUUCCCUCCUCCAACUGCCCACCCCCUGGGCCGGACCCUCAUGUCUAGAGAGGAUAGAGUCCACUGAGAUUUAGAGAGGCUCCAUUUUAUUUAAUAUCAACUUGAUUACAAACUACACAAUUGGAUAGGCUACAAGACAGAUUAAACUACAACGCAGAACUGCACAAUGUAUAGUGAAAACAACCAAUGCAAACUGAACAGCAGAGAACCAUACAAUAGAGUUUAGACUAUGAACACAAACUAUAAAGAGCAUAGAACUACAAAAAAAAACAUAAACUGAACUGCUACACUGUAGAAUGCAAUAUAAACGAUCAUUGACAUGGUUUAGGUUAAAUGUUGAAAUUCUUUGCCUUUAAUGUAAAGUAUCCAGGCAGUCUUGGUGGGAAGCAGUGACACUUAAAGGGAAGCAAGGAUGGCACCAAAAGUUUCAAGACAAUAACAUUGUAGCUUGAUAACGUUAUUCCUCUGGAAGGUUUAGUGCCAACCUGGAGGGUAGUUUGCCAAAUUGCAUGUCUAUGGUAAUGAGACAUGUGGUCAGGAGAUAAGAAAAUCAUAUUUUAAGAAGAUUUUAGAUGAUAAUCAAGAGUGAUGUUUUGGAGAAUGUGCUUGUCUUUGGCAUUUCUGGGGUGAUGAUACUCUCAGGUGUGUGAGGGGAUGUUUUUGGAGACAGUGGUUAAAAUUGGGGAUGAAGACUCACAAGUAGUUUUUAAUAUGAGGAAAUUAGGAAAAUAGUGGUAAAGUUGAUUGGUAGUUGGUUGGUUCCGUUUCAGAAAAUAUCCUCAAAUGGCUUGAGAUUAAAUGUAAUUGACUCUGAAUGGUUCUUAGUGUGGCGUAAUUGGAGAGCCUGGCUCUCUGACACUGCAAACCGUCUGCGGUACCUAAAGAUGAACACAAGGGGUCAGCAUUAAGUUGUGUCAGGGCUAGAGCCCAACUGAUUAUAUAGGUUCACUGAUAUCAUCUGCCAAUAGUGGCCUUUUAACACUAUAUUGGUAUUGUCCGAUAACUCCAACGAUAACCGAUAUUCAAGAAAUAGUGUGAAAGAAAAGGGAAUCUAAUGCAUAUCUGUACACUUGCAGCCAUUCUCAUGGUGUGUCAUUAUUGUCACAAUGUAUGAAAUCAACAUUUGAAUCAUAGUUAUUAGACAAUUUUGGAUGGCUAUUUAGGAGAAUUCAGUGUGGAAAAAUUACACUUUUUCAUAUUGUAUCGGUAUGUUUUGCGGCCCCCAAGCUCUUGACAGGGCUCCCCACCAGCAGAGAAAAUGAGGAGGAGGAGGAGGUCAGACAGAAUGUGGACAUGUUUAUUCCAGUAUAUCAAGAUAGUAAGACACUACCUGUGAAUAUUUUUUUAAAGAUAAUUGUGACUAUUAUCAUCAUUAUUAUUCUUGUGAAUCGGCAGAGUGUUACAAGCUUUUCUUUAAUGUUUUUUUUUACUAUAUAUAUGAAUGCUAUAUGACUCUACUACAUGGUACAACCACAUCAACCAUCUCCAAAGCCAUUGUUUGUUGACUUUUAAUGUUGUUGAUAUCAGUGUAAUUAAUAUAUUGUUUUAGAGAGCGAAUUGUUAUUUACAUUUUUUAUAUUUAUGUUACUGUAAUGGCUUGACAAGUCUUUCCUGGAUA